Staurois parvus is the source of this 338-nucleotide messenger RNA. NCBI's taxonomy places the organism in Eukaryota, Metazoa, Chordata, Amphibia, Anura, Ranidae. The record is from the annotation of a GenBank genome assembly.
GUAGUUUGGAAAAACACCAAAAAAGGGUGCUGGAGGGCAAAUCAUUUACUAAAUUACAAAGAAACAAAAAAACUGAUCAGUUCAGUUUUGGAUAGAUAUCGUCAGCCUUAUAUUGUGCUUGCAGACUUCUUCCAAACUGGUAUGGCCAUUAUAAGAGGGUCCAGGGGCGGACUGACCAUUUAGAAACUCGGGCACUGCCGAGGGCCCAGGGUCAGUAGGGGGCCCCAUGAGAUGCCCCUGGUACCUUUUUCAUAGGCUUUUUUGAGUUUGGGCAAGGACACAGGGGCCCCAUGAUCCCCUAUUGCCCGGGGGCUCCAUGAGUUGUCAGUCCGCCCCUG